Molecule: messenger RNA, 1269 nt
Organism: Setaria italica (foxtail millet)
Lineage: Eukaryota; Viridiplantae; Streptophyta; Magnoliopsida; Poales; Poaceae
Product: la-related protein 1C
Exons: 6
Coding region: 1-1269 (422 amino acids)
Molecular function (GO): RNA binding
Source: RefSeq, a predicted model, not a curated record
AUGGCUUCCGGUGCCGGCGACGGCGCGUCCCUUGCGAAGGCCGGUGUGAACGACGCCACGUCGCCAGUAAAGAAGAACGAACCCGUCCCGUUCGCCUGGAAAGACUUGCCACCUGCGGACGUCUGCAUGCCCGUCUUGGGCGUCGCCGACGAGCUCUGGCCAGAGCUGUCUCGCAGCACGGCGGCGGCCAAGGGGAAGGGGAAGGGGAAAUCGCCAUCGUCUUCUUCCACCGCUCUAGAUGCUCCUAUAACCGCGGCUCCUCUCCUUGAACAGGGAUCAAUCAGUUCACAAAGCCCCGGCGCCUCGACUCGCCGUCACGGCGAUCGCGCCGGCUCGGCUGCUGCCGUGGUACCUUCGCCCAUGCACGGGCCGAACUACAGCAGGGAGAGGCGUGCUGAUGCCCCGGAGCAGCCGCCGAGCCACCGGAGCAUCAACAACGAACGUGCUCGAGGCCACCAUCAGCAGAACGGUCGCUUCGUGCCGCACCCCCACGGCCGUGGCGGCGGCGAAGGCUACAACAGAGGAGGAGGAAGCAGGAGGCCGCCGGUCGGCAGUGGUGCCAAUGGCAGAGGCGACAUCAACGUCAAUGGCAACGCCUACCGCAACAGAGGCGGCGGCGGCUGGCAAAGGCACGAGCACCGCGGAGGGUUCAACGGGCAGCCACGCGGGAGGGGCUACGUGGACGAUCACCGUGGACCGGGGCAUAGGCCGCUGGGUCCUCCAAUGGGCUACAUCGAUGCACCGCACCACAUGCAUCCGGCGCCGCCGUUCAUGGGCAUGGUUCCUCCACCGAUGCCAUACCCCUACUACUAUGGCAUGCCGUAUGGAUAUCCUGGGUACUUUGCUCCACCCCUACAAGGAUCCCUACCGCCAUGCAUGCAGUAUGGACAGAUCCACGUAAUGCAACCACAGACCCACGCAAUGCAACCAAAUUUGGCGCAGCAAGCAGGCCCCUCGCAAACGGAGCCGCAGCAACAGCAACCAGUUCAGGGGCAGCAAACUCCUCCAAAUCAGGAAAAUCAGCAGACUCCAGAGCAGCUGCGACAAGUGAUCCGCAAACAAAUAGAAUAUUAUUUCAGUACUGAAAACUUGGACGAGGACAUUUACUUGAGGGCUCAAAUGGAUGAGCAGGGUUGGGUACCAUUGACGCUUAUCGCCGGCUUUAAGAAAGUUUGUUCUACAACUACUGAUAUGGAAUUAAUAUUGGAUUCUAUCCUACCUUCAACUGAGGUUGACAUACUGAUAUCAGAUCAACUUGAAUGCUUCUAA